Messenger RNA from Etheostoma cragini (Arkansas darter), 967 nucleotides. RefSeq names its product complement C1q-like protein 4. Gene Ontology annotation, molecular function: protein binding. The record is from RefSeq and is a predicted model, not a curated record. Lineage: Eukaryota; Metazoa; Chordata; Actinopteri; Perciformes; Percidae. The transcript is spliced from 4 exons. Bases 65 to 751 code for a protein of 228 amino acids.
AUAUCCAUGAAUUUUCCUCUUCUGAUCAGUCGAUCACACCCUCCAUCUUUCUGAAACCGUCAACAUGAGAGCUAUUGUACUGAUGUGUCUGCUGCAUGCAGCCAUUGCUGUCGCACCUACAUUUCCAUGGAAUGGAAUUGGAAAUGGCAUCCAAACACCAAAUCCAAACGCCAAGACAAACAGUGCCUGUGCGACAGACGAGGGUUCUUGUAGAUGCUGUGUGAUGCUUAAAGAGAUGAACAGGCUGAGGAUGUACUUUAACACAACCAUGAAUAAUUUGGAGAAGGAAUUUUCCCAAAUGGUGCAAAGUCUCGACAAUAUUCAAGCCAGCUACACUGCUGUCUCUGUCGCUCUAUUCAAUGAGUUUAAGUGUCUCGGCCCCAACCAAUUCAACACCCUCGUCAUCUACAAACAUGUCUUCAUCAAUCUGGGUAACGGCUACAGUGUGGACACUGGUAUCUUCACUGUUCCACGCUCAGGUGUCUACAGCCUCGCCCUCACUGUCUACAGUGACUCUGGUUCUCCUGGUGCCAAGUUGGCUGCCUGUGCCAGUCUGUUGCUGAAUGGCCAAUUGGUGGCAGGAACCAGAGAAAUAAAUAUGGAAGACCAAGAAGACAGUGGUACUACUGUUGUUGCCCUCCACCUGAAAGCUGGGGACAAGGUGACGGUGAACCUGCCUGCUGGAUGUUACCUUUGCGAUGACAGCAACCACUAUAACACUUUUAGUGCUUUUCUGCUUUAUCCUGAAUAAGUUAGGGAGGCAAAGCGCACUGUUUAUUGUACCAACUCUUGUCCUAUACUACCGAGGUUAGAGUCUGCUAGAAGAAACCAUUCUGUGGUGCCUUGGAGCCCCCACUUUAAUUUUCUCUUUUUGAGGGGAGACAGUUGUUAUUUUUAAUCUAUCACAUCUCGAUUCAACUUGUGCAAUUUGAAUAUCUUUCUUCUGCAACAGCUUACUUUUUUCUUG